GAAGACUUAGGCGCUGAUUCACAACUAUGCAAGACUUUCCACUACGCCAUGGAGGAAAGCUCGUUUGCCAUCGAUCAAGCAAUCGCUCUCCAUCUGCCACGGCUUCGACGACGUCGAGGUGCUCGUCGACAUCAGAGGAGGCCUUCAAUAACUGUGUAAACUUGAGAAGAGCAUUCUACACAAAAUGCUCUUCUCCCACCCCCACGUCAAGGGCAUCAACUUCUACAUCCAACCAGUCAUUUCUCAAGCCCCACCCAUUCCAGGAGUGGAACAUGUGAGCGGCGAUAUGUUCGUAUCAGUUAUGCCAUUUUUACGAAGUGGAUACUGCACGACUGGGGAGACGAAGAAUGCGUGAAGACAUUGAAGAAUUGCCGGAAGGCGUUGCCCGAGAAUGGAAGAGCGAUGGUGGUGGAGUGUUUACUUCCGGCGAUUCCUGAACAGACUGCGCAAGCUCGAGCUGUGUUGCAGAUCGAUCUUGAUAUGAUGGGGGGCUGCCUGGGAGGAAAGGAGCGAUCCGAGGAGGAGUUCAAAGGAGAAUCAAUUGCAGAGCACUCAAGAACAUGCAUGCUAAAAUUAAGAGCUUCCUUUGCUGCUUGAAGAAGCGGGCUUUUAAGUGUAAGGACGGCCCAAAAAUAAUAAACCUUUGGAACUCUAGCAAACGAUCGAACAGAUGGUGUGCGCCCUGAGCUGCUUCGGUUCUCCUCCCUCUUCCCUUAACCCUAAAUCCAAUCCUUCCCCUCGCUUCUCCCCUCGUCUCCUCUCCCACCCUUCCUACCUUCUGCUCGAACUCUGCACCGACCGCCGCGAGCUCAGGCAGUUCCUCCCACAGGUCGUCAAGCGCGGCCUCCACCGCGAGCACGUCUUCCAGACCCGCCUCGUCGCCCUCUUCUCCCGCUUCGGCAGCCUCCGCGAUGCUGCCCUCAUCUUCGACGCAGUCGACCACAAACCCGAGGAGCUUUACCACUCCAUGCUCAAAGGCCACGCCAAAUACUCCUCCCUCGACCGCGCCCUCGCCUUCUACCUAGCCAUUAGGCGCGCUGGCGUCCGCCCUGCCGUGUACAGCUUCACCUAUCUCCUCAAGGCCUGCAGCGACCGGUCGGACCUUCGCACGGGAAGGGAGAUACACGCCCAGUUGUUUUCCAAUGGUUUCGGCUCCAAUGUGUUCGCUAUGACCGCGGUCGUCAACAUGUAUGCCAAAUGCCGCAGGAUUGAUGAUGCGCGGAGGAUGUUCGAUAGAAUUCCUGAGAGGGACUUGGUGGCUUGGAAUGCCAUCGUCGCUGGGUACGCACAGAACGGGAUAUCAGAAUUGGCUUUGCAGAUGCUGAUUAGAAUGCAAGAGGAUGGCCACAGGCCAGACUCGAUUACCCUCGUUUCAGCUUUGCCUGCGUGUGCAAACAUCAGAUAUUUGAGGAUUGGUAAAUCAAUUCAUGCUUUUGCGAUAAGAGCUGGAUUUGAUUCCAUGGUAAAUCUCUCAACUGCCUUUGUGGAUGUGUACUCAAAGUGUGGGGCUAUCGAAACUGCUAGAUUGGUGUUCGACAGUAUGCAUCUAAAGAAUGUCGUCUCAUGGAAUUCUAUGAUAGAUGGAUACGGGCAAAAUGGAAAUGCAGAGGAAGCUUUGAGCCUGUUCAAGAAGAUGCUGGCCGAAGGAAUUCAAGCAACUGAUGUAACUAUGAUGGGAGCUCUGUUUGCGUGUGGUGAAUUGGGCGAACUCGAGGAGGGAAGGCGAAUCCAUGGCAUGCUCAUAGGAAUUGGGUUGGAGUCGGAUACGUCUGUCGCAAAUGCUCUCAUCACUAUGUACUCCAAAUGCAAAAGAGUUCAUCUCGCAGAACAAGUGUUCGAGAAUUUGAAGGCCAAGACUCUUGUUUCUUGGAAUGCUAUGAUCUUGGGUUACGCGCAGAAUGAUCGGGUGGAGGAUGCACUGAGACUCUUUAACAAGAUGCAGUGGGAGAACGUAAGGCCAGAUUCCUUCACUAUGGUUAGUGUAAUCCCAGCAAUUGCAGAUUUAUCAGUGUUGAGGCAGGCAAAGUGGAUACAUGGUUUGGCUAUUAGAUUGUGUUUGGAAAAGAAUGUAUUCGUCAUGACUUCUCUAGUCGACCUGUACGCCAAAUGUGGCAGUGUUCGCAUUGCUCGGAAACUCUUCGAUUCAAUGGAAGAGAGACACGUGACUAGCUGGAACGCCAUGAUAGACGGUUAUUGCACACAUGGAUUAGGGAAAUCUGCAGUCGAGCUAUUUGAAGAGAUGAAAAGGAGCUCCGUGAGGCCAAACGACGUAACUUUCUUGAGUGUUCUUUCAGCUUGCGGCCACUCUGGUUUGGUCGAUGAGGGGCAGAAGUACUUCGACAGCAUGAAGCAUGACUAUGGCUUGGAGCCCCGAUCGGACCAUUAUGGUUGCAUGGUGGACCUUCUGGGUCGCAUUGGGAGACUCGACGAGGCCUGGGAGUUUAUUCAGAAAAUGCCUAUCGAACCUAGUAUCAGCGUCUACGGUGCGAUGCUGGGUGCUUGUAAGAUUCAUAAAAAUGUCAAAUUGGGAGAGCGAGCGGCAAAGAAAUUGUUUGAACUGGAGCCCGAAGAGGGAGGAUACCAUGUGUUGUUGGCUAACAUAUAUGCAACAGCCUCAAUGUGGGAGGACGUGGCGCGAGUGAGAACGACGAUGGAGAAGGCCGGCCUGCAGAAGACGCCUGGUUACAGUUGGAUGGAUUGGAAGAACGAGUUGCACACCUUCUAUUCCGGCGGAACGAAUCACCCACAAUCGGAGAAGAUAUAUGCGAGACUAGCGAAGCUAAUAGACGAGAUCAAAGCUGCUGGCUACGUGCCUCAUACUGAUUCUUCGCACGAUGUGGAAGAGGACGUCAAAGAGCAGCUGCUCAAUACGCACAGUGAGAAACUUGCGAUAGCGUUCGGGCUCAUCAAUACGGCACCAGGAACGACAAUUCAAAUACGAAAGAACCUGCGCGUCUGCAGAGAUUGUCACAAUGCGACUAAGUUCAUAUCACAAGUGACUGGCAGGGAGAUCAUUGUGAGGGAUAUGCAGCGGUUUCACCAUUUCAAGAACGGGCGAUGUUCUUGUGGAGAUUACUGGUAGCCAAUCUUUUGAUUGAAUCACCAAAGAAGAUGAUUUUUUUUUUGUUUUUCUAAUAAAAAAUUGCAUUUACCUCGUGCAA
Zingiber officinale is the source of this 3161-nucleotide messenger RNA. RefSeq names its product pentatricopeptide repeat-containing protein At1g11290, chloroplastic-like. NCBI's taxonomy places the organism in Eukaryota, Viridiplantae, Streptophyta, Magnoliopsida, Zingiberales, Zingiberaceae. The transcript is spliced from 3 exons. Gene Ontology annotation, biological process: RNA modification. The record is from RefSeq and is a predicted model, not a curated record. The coding region runs from base 671 to 3082 and encodes 803 amino acids. Gene Ontology annotation, molecular function: protein binding; RNA binding; zinc ion binding.